Molecule: messenger RNA, 2449 nt
Organism: Colletes gigas
Lineage: Eukaryota; Metazoa; Arthropoda; Insecta; Hymenoptera; Colletidae
Product: translation initiation factor IF-3-like
Exons: 2
Coding region: 230-928 (232 amino acids)
Biological process (GO): mitochondrial translational initiation; ribosome disassembly
Cellular component (GO): mitochondrion
Molecular function (GO): ribosome binding; translation initiation factor activity
Source: RefSeq, a predicted model, not a curated record
UUUACGAAUAAAUCAAGUUAAAUUGGUAGUUUUUAAAUACAAUUUACUAAAUACAGAAAUAUUAUGAAUGCCUUUACUGAUUGAGAAGAAUCAUUGUUUAGGCAAUUGAUCCAAAACUUCAUCAGUUUUCGUGCCAAAUUUUAAGUCGUACUUAAAUGAAUGACCGUGAUUUGCAGUGAACGAUAACCUUGUACAUAAUUUAUUAUUAUUUCUUAAGUGAAAUUCUACGAUGUUACGAAGUUUAAAAAUGAUUAAAUUUUUACAUCGUGCCAAUAAUUUACUUUCACUGGAGAAGAGUAGUGAAAUCGGUCAAAAUGUCUGUUGCAAUUUCUUUUGGAGCCAAGCAAACGUUAGGUUAAAUAAUACAAUAAGUUCAAUAACCAUCGAUGAAGAUGAGAACAAAAGACCAAAGACUGUAAGAAUUCCUAAAAUUACGCUUAUAUUACCCGAUGAAAGUGUAAUCAUUACCGAAUUAACGGAUGCUGAAAAGCUUGCCAAACGACGGAAUCUAAUACUAGAUAAAUUGAACUAUGAUUAUAAAUCCAACCGAGAAGUUUACAAACUUUGUAAGAAUACAGAUUAUACUAGUCCAAAAGAUGAGAAACCUAUUAAAGAAAAGAGUAUGCUUAAGGGACAGAAGUUAUUUUUUAUAACAUGUAAAAUUAACUAUCAUGAUUUAGACAUAAAAAUAAAUAACAUUAAUAAAUUAUUAGAAAAAAAACAUGAAGUUAAAUUAAUACUUACUCUCAGAGGAGAUAAAGAGGAAAAAUCGUUUCAAAGAAUAAAGAAAAAUAUAAAGGGAAACUUAUUGCAAGAGAAAUUCAAGGGAAAAACUGUUAAUCUUCUAUAUGCUCCUUUAUUGAGUAAUGAAAUUGAUAAUUCAGAAAAAAAUGAUGAUUCCGAUAACAUUAAAUUGAAAGAAACUUAAGUUUUGCAAGUAGUAAUACAGCUUGUUAUAAAAUUAUACAAUAAUAUAUUAUAAUAAAUAUUAUGUAGAUAUGUGUUGUAUAAUGUGAAUAUCAAUAUUAUGGAAACCUAGAACAAUUUACAUUUUAUUUAUGGGGGAUUCAUUAUAUGUAUAUUAUAUUUUGUUGAUAAACUAAAAGAAUAUACAUAUAAUUUUUAACAAUCUAAUUGAGAAUAUGAAAUGACAAAAUGAACAGUAUUUUUCUGUAUUAUUGUACAAGAUUUUAUAUCUUACAAAGUACUAAAAUGAGAUUCAAAACUACUUCUUGCUUGUAAAACAAAACGUUCUAUUGUAAUUUAUUAUUAACACUGUAUCCGCACGGGGAAAAGGAACAGAGUUUUGAACUUCAUUUUAUUUAUCAUUAUCAUUAUUGUCAAGUAAGAGUAAAUAGAAUACUGUGAUAAUGUUUUUUACUUAAUAAUAAAUAAGCAUCUUAUUAUUUAUCGAUAUGUUACCUAUACGUAAGAACAAUUAAUGAUCAUUGUCAACAAAUAUUUUUUCCAAUACUUGUUCAACUUGCCUAAUUGAUUUUAUUUAAAUCUUAACAAUGUAUAAUUUUAAUAGAUCGUAUCGAAAUAUUUGGUCUUAAAUUGAGAUCUAUAUUUCCUUAAAUCUUAUGUUAUAAAUGCCAUAAAUAUAUAUUUUAUAAUACUUGUACAGACAAAUAUGAAUUACUGUUAUAAGUGGGCUAUAUUGGUCGAUAAAACAUUUGAGAAACUGCACUUCCAAAUAUUUAAUAUGUACCUUUUUACAUAACAUAUUCUUUUCUGGUAUGUUUGUUUCUUCCAUGGAAUUUUGUUAAUUUUAGUUACAUCUAAUUAUUUGAAUAUUAAAUAUCUAUUAUGAUUAUACCGUGAUAAAUUAUAUUUUUUAUAUUCAUUGACCUUAUUUUGCAAUUAAUUGGAAUACAGUUUCUUCUGACCGAAAGAACUAUCAAUAUAUCAAAAUUAAACAUCAAUUUUCUAAUAAGGCCGUAAAUAAAAUAACAUGUAUAAUAAGGAUAGGUUUCUUCCUACAAGUCUGACUGGUUAAUGAGAUUUUGCUCAGAAAUUGUGUUUGAAACACUGAAGGGUAUGAUUAGGGGAUUUUUACGGGAACGCAAUUUAUAUUUUACGAGAUAUUUAACAUAAAAAUUUUGGUGACCUGUUUAUCUAUAAAAGUGAAGAAACAGUUAUGUAAAAACAUUAAUUCAACAUUAAAUAUCUUUUGAAGUAUUAAUCAUAUUCUUAUAAAAUCAUGAUCACCAGUUUCAAUAUUUUAAAUUCUGUACAAUUUCAUUAAUCAGUUAGACUUGUACCGAGGGACGUUUCUUUGCAAAUAUUAUCUCUUUUUAAACGUUACAUAAUUAAAAUAUUUAAAACGAAGGAAAGUUACGUGAAACGUGGCACGAUUUCUCUGUGCGUUAUAUUAGACUAGUUGGUCUAAAAUUUCAUUAUAAAUAUUCUCUGUAAACUUUAUUCUACGAAUAAAGGAGAGUAAAUU